GGGUUAUGGCGGCCAAAACCCUAGCUCUCAGAUCUCUAGCGACGACGAAGUGAGAACCUCGCGGCGGCGGAGCAGGAGCAGCUAUGGAGGCCGGAAGGACCGUGAAGGAUGUCUCGCCGCACGAGUUCGUCAAGGCGUACGCCGCUCACCUAAAGCGCUCCGGCAAGUUGGAGCUUCCUCAUUGGACAGAUAUAGUGAAAACUGGAAGGUUCAAGGAGCUUGCUCCAUAUGAUCCUGAUUGGUACUUUAUCAGAGCAGCAUCCAUGGCAAGGAAGAUCUAUUUGAGGCAGGGAAUUGGUGUAGGUGGCUUUCAAAAGAUCUAUGGAGGACGCAAGAGAAAUGGAAGCCGUCCACCACACUUCUGCAAGAGCAGUGGCGCAAUAGCUCGUCACAUUCUGCAACAACUGCAGAACAUGGAUAUUAUUGAAAUUUGCCCAAAAGGGGGAAGGAAAAUCACUUCCAAUGGAAUGCGUGAUCUUGAUCAAAUUGCUGGCCGUGUUGUAAUCACCCCAUGAGCUUUGUUUCUGGAGACAUGAGGGUAUUUCUCUGUUAGGAAUUUUCUGGUCACAGUAUUCUGCAUGGAAGUUUUGACAUUUGCUGUCUUUUUUGAAUCAUGUACUGGUUAGACUGAACUAUUAGACAUGAAUUUCACUGAAAAACGUCAGAGUUUGUUUAUUCACAACUUAUGUGGAGCUUGUGUUCUCAUUGUUGUGUAGUGCAUGUUGAAGCUUUUGUUUUCAUUGA
This is a messenger RNA of Dioscorea cayenensis subsp. rotundata (Guinea yam), 744 nucleotides long. RefSeq names its product 40S ribosomal protein S19-3-like. Bases 84 to 515 code for a protein of 143 amino acids. NCBI's taxonomy places the organism in Eukaryota, Viridiplantae, Streptophyta, Magnoliopsida, Dioscoreales, Dioscoreaceae. Gene Ontology annotation, cellular component: cytosolic small ribosomal subunit; ribosome. The transcript is spliced from 4 exons. Gene Ontology annotation, biological process: translation; ribosomal small subunit assembly. The record is from RefSeq and is a predicted model, not a curated record. Gene Ontology annotation, molecular function: structural constituent of ribosome; RNA binding.